AAGUCUUUAAGACAAUUAGCGGAAACGGGAAUUGAGCAGAGUAACGCAACAAGUGCCGAAGAUGAGCAACUUUCCAAAACCCCAAGUGAAGCAGCUGCUUUGUUCAGGUGCUGCCGCAAAAGCACCCACUGUUGUGGAGGAACGACCGCCUGCUGAGGCUUCAAUGAGCAAUGCCCAACGGAUACGCUUACAGUUCGAAAGGGCCACUCGUACGCCUGACAAUAACAAAACGCUUGAAGAGCAUAAAGAGCGCUCUUAUGGCGCCAUGCACGACAUCCAUUCGAAGGAUGGUCUCACAUAUCUCUUUCGAUCUUUCAUGGCACUUGGUGUACUAAUGCCUGAGAAGCAUAAGUUUCUCUAUUGUAUUUAUGCGAUUCUGCCGCUAGGUCUCAUUACUUUCUACUUACCGACAGCUUUCGCGGUAUCCUAUUUUACGCUGGACUACUCAACCAUUAAGAUCGGCAACUUGCUGACUUCAGUACAGGUGGGCAUUGCCUCUGUCGUCGGUGGUGUCAAACUAUUGGUCAUGGCAUUUAAACUACCUAAAUUGCGCGCUGGCGAAGCCAUAAUGACCGAACUAGACGCGCGCUGUAAGGAUGAGGAUGAAAUCGAAGUGCUGCGCAAAGUUGUACGUCAGGGAAAUCGUGUUUUGGUGCUCAUUUUAAUUUGCAAUUUAAUUUACUCGACAAGCACCUUUUUGGGCGCCGCAUUGAAAGGGCGCCCGCCCUACAACCUGUAUAAUCCGGUGGUGGAUUGGCGCAACUCUAAGUGGGAGUUCGUAUGGGCCGCGCUCUGGGAAUUCAUUCUCAUGGAUGGACUGUGUGCCGAGGAGGCGAUUACUGAUUCGUAUGCACCGAUUUAUGUUUGUAUAAUGCGCGCACACAUGAAGACACUGCUCAUGCGCAUACAGAAGCUGGGGACGAAGCCGGAACGCACACUAGAAGAGAACUACGAAGACCUUAAAAUGUGCAUCAAAGAUCACAAAUCACUGCUGAAGCUCUUCGACAUUGUGCAUCCGAUUAUCUCCACCACUUAUUUCCUACAGUUCAUGACCACUUCGCUGAUGGUUGGUUGCACUCUGCUCAAUAUAAUGAUUUUUGCGGUCGACAACUCAGCGCGUGUCGGACAUUUCGCGUUAGUUGUUGCCCUACUCAUGGAAGUCUACCCGCUGUGCUAUUAUGGACAAAGCUUGUUGGAUGAUAGCAAUCGACUGGCCAAUACGAUCUUUCAUGGCAAUUGGAUGGAGCAGAAUGAGAAGUUUCGCAAAAUGUUAGUGGUCUUCACACAGCACACACAGAAGCCAAUGGAGCUUUUGGCCGGCAAGCUGAUCCCCAUCAACUUGACCACCUUUGUCGGAAUUGCCAAAUUUUCUUUCACACUAUACAGUUUCAUCAAUAAUAUGGGCGUAAAGGAAAGAUUUGAGGGUCUGUAAAACUGCGCAGAGUAUAAAGAAGACGCGAGUCUACUAAAGACAUGCAUCAACAUUCUUUUUGAUAUAGUCGCACCUUAUUUUGCACAUUUCGUAGUGUAGUGUGGCAAGACAAGUCGACAACAGAACACAAGGGGCUGAGCUGAUAUCCCUUCACUUUUGGUUGGUUUGAGGAAGGAAAUUUGGAAACUCAACACUGCGGGCCUUUGGGAAGACACAAGAGUAUACAAGAAAAAUAUGCUACAACGCAUCCAAAACUUGACCACCAAUUCGACACGUGCACCCAGGAGCCUUGGAAGCUGUUAGCCGA
This is a messenger RNA of Anastrepha obliqua, 1739 nucleotides long. RefSeq names its product odorant receptor 7a-like. Lineage: Eukaryota; Metazoa; Arthropoda; Insecta; Diptera; Tephritidae. Gene Ontology annotation, molecular function: odorant binding; olfactory receptor activity. Gene Ontology annotation, biological process: detection of chemical stimulus involved in sensory perception of smell; sensory perception of smell. The record is from RefSeq and is a predicted model, not a curated record. Bases 62 to 1432 code for a protein of 456 amino acids. Gene Ontology annotation, cellular component: plasma membrane. The transcript is spliced from 5 exons.